AUGAAUGAUUUUUAUGAUAAUGAUUCUAAUUGUAAUCAAUCAAAUUCAGCACAUAUUACUGUACAAACUUACGAAGUUAUACCAAUAUCAACAAAAUUAGGUAUCAUUGAAUGGCUUGAUAAUACACGUCCAUUAAAAGAAUUUAUUGAGGCAAAUUAUGCACAAGCUAAACAUGAUAUUAUUUCACAAGCUAAACCAACAACUAAAUCAACCAGUAAUACAAUUAUGUAUGCUGAAUUAUUUAUUAGUUUAACAAAAGCACAAGUACAAGACGAAUUUAAUAAAAUUCAAUCUGUUACACCUAGUGAUUUACUUCGACGUGCUUAUUAUAAAAUGACUAAUUCAUAUGAAGGAUUUGAUACAUUACGUAGACAAUUUAUAAAAAGUUUUGCUGUUUUAUGUACAAGUCAUUAUAUUCUUAGUAUUGGUGAUCGACAUCAAUCGAAUUCUGAUCUUAAAUUAAAUAAUUUUCUUCAUCCAUCAAAUUUGAAAGAAGCACUUGAUCAAAUGGAAAAAGUAGUUGAUGGUGAUCAAACACAAAAUAAACGUACACAAAUUUUAAUGCAAUAUAAAUCAAAUCGUUGUCAUAAAUUGACAGUUGAUGAAUAA
This is a messenger RNA of Rotaria sordida, 609 nucleotides long. The record is from the annotation of a GenBank genome assembly. Lineage: Eukaryota; Metazoa; Rotifera; Eurotatoria; Philodinida; Philodinidae.